Molecule: messenger RNA, 960 nt
Organism: Fusarium vanettenii 77-13-4
Lineage: Eukaryota; Fungi; Ascomycota; Sordariomycetes; Hypocreales; Nectriaceae
Exons: 3
Coding region: 1-960 (319 amino acids)
Molecular function (GO): protein binding
Source: RefSeq, a predicted model, not a curated record
AUGGAUGGUCAGUUUGUCGAGAUACCCAGUCUACACAGCAAAGAAACCCACGAACCCACUACAAUGCUACAACUAUAUCCAAAUGGCGAUGCCAUCCUCGUGGUACAUCAUCGCACAAAACCGUCCAUGAAAUGUCUCGUCUCAACUACCAUCCUGCGCGUUGCCUCACCGUACUUUGAAUCACUCUUUGGAUCCAACUUUAAAGAAGGCGCUGCGGUUCGACAGGGAGAGUGUCCUGAGAUUACACUCCAAGAAGACGACCCCGAGGCUAUGGAGAUUAUCCUCUCUAUUAUUCACUUCAAGUACAGCGAAAAGUUUUCUAGUCUCAAGCCUGCUCUGUUGGCGGCGGUGGCGAGACAGAGCGACAAGUACAGCUGCAACGUUGCCCUGCGACCUUGGAUUUCCACCUGGCUGUCCGGAAUCGAAAACGUGUCUGAUCCCAAGGAUAUUGGACUGCUUCUAACGGCUGCGUACUUUUUCCGAUCGACUGAAUCAAUCUCAAGUGUGUCAAAAGGAGCUGUGCCGCAUCUGAAUUUGGAUUUUGACUCGGAGUGGUCUAAGCACGAGAUGACUGCCAUCUUGCCGUUUGAGAUAAAAGAUGCCCUGGCUGGUGAGAUUUCGAGAGUGUUGGAUCAGAUCCACCUCGCAAUCCAGUGGAACGAGCGCACAUUAGGAAGCUACGAGAAGAGCUACACCACCGAACAGAAGCUCUGUAUGAAAUGUGGACGACUACCUUCCCGUGACGUGAGAGAUGACCGCUGCCGAAGAUGUUCAAGUGAUGUUCUCGAUUCACUAUGCACGACCGAAACUCGCAUCGCCGCAUACUUUCGUUGUCUGGAAACACAUAAACUCUGGCCGUCAGUACAACCCUUCAAGAUCCACACGGUAUCGACUCUGGAAGAUCGGAUCAAGAGGGAUUGUAUUGCAUUGCAUGGUUUUGGCUUUGGGUCAUGGUUAUAG